AUCUACAAGCCAAUUAAGAAUAGAGGAGAGAGGCCCUUCAACAUCUUCUCUGCCACUAUGCGCAACUCUAACUUCAACUUGAUGGCAAGACAGUCCGAGGCUUCCUCUUCUUCCUCCUCCUCCUACGCCUCCUCCACUGCUGGAUCUUCAACUUACAAUGUGUUUCUCAGCUUUAGGGGUGAAGACACUCGCAAGAGCUUCACUGGCCACCUCUACCGUGCUCUGAACAGAGAACAGAUCAAUGUCUUUAUGGACAGCUACAAACUGUGGGAGGGAGAGGAGAUUGGGACAACACUUGUCAAGGCAAUUCAAGGGUCCAAAGUCUCUAUUGUUGUCUUCUCUAAAGGCUAUGCCGAUAGCAAAUGGUGCUUGAAGGAACUCGUCAAGAUAUUGGAGUGCCAUAGAUCCAAAGAUCAGAUUGUUCUCCCAAUAUUCUUCGAUGUUGAUCCGUCAGAUGUUCGACAUCAGACCGGAAGUUUUAAAGAAGCGUUUCUUGAACAUGAGAUGAAUUUCGAUCUCCAUAUCGUAGCGCAAUGGAGGGAUGCUUUGACAGUGAUAGGGAAUCUGGAGGGAUGGGUUCUCAAUGAAAUCGAAAAUGGGGAUGAAUCAAAGCUAGUUGAGCUUGUUGUUGGGAGGGCUUUGAGAGAAACAAGGAACAUUCUCUUGAGUGAUGUUAAAUACCGUAUUGGAUUAGAUUCCCGUGUGAACGAUCUACUAUCUUUACUAAAUAUUGGUAGCAAAGAUGUUCGUUUUAUUGGAAUAUGUGGCAUUGGGAAGACAACCAUUGCAAAGUCUCUCUACUAUUGCAUCAAUAACAGCUUUUGUAAGAGUUGCUUUCUUCCAAACAUUAGAAAAGAAGUAUCAGCACCAAAUGGAUUAGUUUCUUUGCAAGAGAAACUUAUCUAUGGUAUCUCGAAAAGAAAUGUUCACAGUGAAAUAUUGAGUGUUGAUAGCGGAAAACAAUUCAUAAAUAGAAAUCUCCAAGGAGAAAAUGUUCUUCUUAUGCUUGAUGAUGUGGAUCAUCGUUCCCAACUCAAUGCUUUGGCUAUUGAUCUGAAUUGGCUUGGUCGAGGAAGUAGGGUUAUAAUAACGACAAGAGAUGAGCAGAUUCUAAAUGUGGCUAACAUUGAUAAAGAUAAAAUAUAUUGGCCUAUGCAAUUGGAUGAUGAUGAAUCUCUUCAACUCUUUAGUUUGCAUGCCUUUCAAAAGGACAAACCUUUUGAAGAGUAUAGGGAGCUUUCAUGUGCUGUGGCAAAUUAUUCGGGAGGGUUGCCCUUGACUCUAGAGGUGUUGGGUUCCUACCUAUUAGAUGUAAGAAGCAAAGAAGUGUGGGAAAGUACAAUACAAGAAUUCAGAGAAAUUCCUCCUAAAGAGGUCUAUGAAAGGUUGAAGAUAAGCUAUGAUAAUCUAGAAAACGAUUAUCAGAAAGCCAUAUUUCUUGAUUUUGCAUGCUUUUUCGUUGGAUGGGAGAUAGAAAAUGUAAUUUCCCUUUGGGAAGCUUGUGGCUUUUAUCCUAGAUCAGCAAUUGAAAGACUAACUAAAAGGUCCCUUCUAAAAUUUGAAUAUGACGAGGAUGGUGGCUGCCACUUGAGGAUGCAUGAUCAGAUUCAAUACAUGGGAAAGCAAAUUGUUUCAAAAGAAAGCUUUAGAGAGCCAGGUAAGCGUACCAGGUUGUGGUCUCAUGACGAAAUCUUGGACGUAUUAGAAGGAAACAAGGGAAGUCGCAAAAUAGAAGGAAUUGUCCUUCCCACUAGCUUGCCGAUUAAUUUAACUUGUGAACACUUUGAGAUGAUGUCCAACCUAAGAUUCCUCAACAUCAAUCCAAAAAGUUUCGUGGGAGAUUUUUCACACCUUCCUUCUGCAUUAAGAUGGUUCAAGUGGAAUGGCUGUUCUUGGGAUAAUGAAGCAACCAAUUUUUAUCAUAGGAGACUAGUUCAUCUCGACCUAUCAUUUAGCGAGAUUAAACAAGUUUGGAAUAUUUGGCCUCAAAAUGAAAAUAAGCGGUUCCAAAAUUUGAAAGUUCUUAAUCUUAGUAAUUGUGGAUAUUUAUCCAAGUCCCCAAACUUUUCAUGGUUUCCUUGCUUGGAGCAGUUAGAUCUUGGAUAUUGCAGAUCCUUGGAUAAGUUAGACGAAUCCCUCGGGCAAUUGACUAAGCUAAAAAGUCUUAUUCUUGAAUUCUGUGAUUCGCUAGAGGGAUUGCCUGAAUCCAUUGGUGAUCUAAAAUGUUUGAUUGAGCUCAAAUUGAGCAAUGUUACAAGAAUGAAGGAAUUGCCAGAUGGUGUUGGACAAUGAGAGAAGCUUAGGGUAUUAAAUGCUAGCCAUUGCUAUUCAUUGUUAAGACUACCGGAUUUGUCAAGGCUGAAAAUUUUGAGGAGAUUAUCUUUCGACAAUUGUGAGAAGUUGGAAGAGAUUCGAGGCCUUGAGGGAGCGAGAUCCUUCGAAGAUUUGAAUGCCAUAGGAUGCUGUGACUUGACACAUACUCCAAAGAAGAUACAUGGCCAGGGAUUACUUUCAGCUGUGAGGUCACAAAAAUUUAGUUAUUCCUCGAGUAGUGCUAAUGAUGGGAUCUGUUUUAAGGGGUUAAUUCUGUGCAUUGUUUUUGAAUUCCCCCCUGACUUCAUGGACAGCCUGAAAUUCAAACAGGGUCAGCGACAAACCAUCUAUUUUGACAUUUUGGCUUCUAUCCGCCAAAAUGUUAAAACAGUCAGGGGUCGUCAUACACUGAGAAUUGAGGACGUUGAGUAUACUACUCAACGAGAUAUAAUCUACAUUCAUCAUUUCAAAGGCUUUGACUGGUUUGGGAUUCUGUUGCAAG
This is a messenger RNA of Telopea speciosissima, 2815 nucleotides long. RefSeq names its product disease resistance protein RPV1-like. Lineage: Eukaryota; Viridiplantae; Streptophyta; Magnoliopsida; Proteales; Proteaceae. The coding region runs from base 58 to 2292 and encodes 744 amino acids. Gene Ontology annotation, molecular function: ADP binding. Gene Ontology annotation, biological process: defense response; signal transduction. The record is from RefSeq and is a predicted model, not a curated record. The transcript is spliced from 6 exons.